Molecule: messenger RNA, 1143 nt
Organism: Penicillium taxi
Lineage: Eukaryota; Fungi; Ascomycota; Eurotiomycetes; Eurotiales; Aspergillaceae
Product: proteasome regulatory particle lid subunit RPN9
Exons: 3
Coding region: 1-1143 (380 amino acids)
Biological process (GO): ubiquitin-dependent protein catabolic process
Cellular component (GO): proteasome regulatory particle, lid subcomplex; nucleus; cytosol
Molecular function (GO): structural molecule activity
Source: RefSeq, a predicted model, not a curated record
AUGGAGUCCAAAAUCCCCGACUUCCUGACUGAGCAAACAGCAUAUGGCACUCCCGAGACGCAACCCUAUUUCCUUACCUUUGAAGACUUUUGGGAGCGAAAGCUAUGGCAUCAGCUCACAGACUCCCUCGUGGAAUUUUUCCGUAUGCCUGAGAGUGCUCCACAGCGCUUGGCCAUCUUCAAGAAGUUCGUGCUCACCUUUGCCGACCGCAUCAACCAAUUGAAGUUCGCUUCCCUGGGUUUGAUGGCAUCAACGGAAUGCGCAGAUGACAAAGAGCGCCUGUCUUUCCUCACAUCCAUCGCGAACAAGGUGGACCAACCCGAAUCACAAGACGCUUAUGUCUAUGCACUUGCCGAAGUUGCCAACGUGAAACUGCGACUACCAGACCUGGAUGGAACACAGAAGGACUUAGCCGCCUGCCAGCGAAUUUUGGACUCGUUCGACUCAGUCGAGACCGCUGUGCAUGCCUCAUUCUACAAAGUGAAUGCAGACUACUACCACGCCAAGGAAGAAUUUGCCUCGUUUUACAAGAACGCCCUUCUGUACCUGGCGUGCAUUGACCUGGAGGAACUAUCAGAGACCGAGCGUGUGUCGCGCGCCUACAAUCUCAGUGUUGCUGCCCUUGUCUCCGACUCAAUUUACAACUUUGGCGAGCUCCUUCUGCACCCCCUCCUAGAUUCCUUGACCGACACACCUCACAAGUGGCUCCGUGAUCUCCUCUUCGCCUUCAACCGGGGUGAUUUGACCGCAUAUGAUGUUCUUGCAGGCAACAUUAGCAAGAACAAGCUGCUAGAAUCGCACCGAGUGUUCUUGUACCAGAAGAUCUCCUUGUCGGCGCUGACAGAGAUGGUGUUCCGACGCCCGCCCCACGACCGAUCCCUCACUUUUGCCGCAAUUGCCUCCGAGACCAAGGUGCAACCAGAUGAGAUUGAGCAUUUGAUCAUGAAGGCUCUGUCACUGGGCUUGCUGCAUGGCUCGAUCGAUCAGAUGGCACAGGUGGCACAAAUCAACUGGGUCCAGCCGAAGGUCUUAGAUAUGAAGCAGAUCGAUGGAAUGCGAAACAGGUUGAAGGACUGGGAUGCCGGUGUGAACCAGCUGGGCCACUGGAUCGAGGGUGUUGGCAAGGAUGUCUGGGCUGCAUAA